GUCGUGCACUACGAAAUGGAUUAUUUUUUCUUUUUUUCCUAUUGUAGAUGAACGCUGUCUUGUUCGUGUUGGAGACACAUGUCACGGAGACUCACGCAGGAUAACAGGAUGGCUAUGGAAUCACACCACGUGCGUCCAAACAUCUGUAUGCGAUGUGACGGGAAAUAUCCAUGGAUUUCGCGACCAUCGAACCUGCAUCUGCACGUGCUCGGAAGAAGAACGUGAAUUAUGCAGGGACGCUAAAAACGGUGAACAUUCUUCUCUCGAAAGCAGUACAAGUAACACUGACGGACCACCAACGGAGGUCCAUGAGCCCGGCGAAAAUGAGCCCGGACUGAGCCCUACGGGCACCCUACCCGGAGAGGGUGGAAACGACGCCACGGAACCGUUUAAAAACAAUACAAGUAACAUCGACGAACCGCCAACGAAGGUCCAUGAGCCCCGCGAAAAUGAGUCGGGACUGAGCACUACGGGCACCGUACCUGGACGGGACGGAAACGACGCCACGGAAUCUUCGAAAAAGAAUGACCAUCAUGAGGACCUCUUCACAGAAGAUGCCGGGGCUGCAACGCAAUCAACGAAAUUCGGUGAUUCUGAGCAAUCGUCAACCGCUAUGAGUACUUCAUCUUCCGGCGAUAACACCCUUACGGUAUCCAGCACCAAACCCUCUUCGAAGGAUGGUAGUUCUGAUGAAACAACCACAGCAUUUCCAAACAAGUCUGAAUCAUCGACAAAAAAAGACCAUCAUGUAGAUACUUCCGCCGAAGAUCAGACUACAACACAAUCAACGAAACUCAGUGAUUUAGAGGAAUCGACAGCCACUAUAAGUACAUCAUCGUCCGCCGAUAACGCCCUUACAGUAUCCAGCACCAAAUCAUCUUCGAAGGAUGGGAAUUCUGAUGAAAGCACCACAACACUUGACAACUUGGGAUCAUCAAAAAAAGACAACCAACGUGCAGAUACCUCCAACGAAGACGAUGGUUCUGUGACAGUGUCAACGAAACCCGGGAGUCCAGAGGAACUGCUAACGACAACUAAUCCUCCGUCAUCCGGGGGUAGCACCCUUACAGUACCGAGCACCAAAUCAUCAUCGAAGGAUGAAAAUUCUUAUGAAAACACGACAACAUUUGACAACAACUUGAUAACAUCGACAAAUAACGACCAACUUGAAGACACCUACGCGGAGGAUGAUGUGUCUAUAAAAGAGGCACAGACAGCCGAUGGUUCUGAGGGAUUGCUAACUACUACGAAUCCUCCAUCCUUCGGAAGUGACACCGUUGCAGUACCGGGCAGCAAGCCAUCACCGAAGGAUAAGAAUUCUGAUGAAGACAUCACAAGAUCUGACAACAACUUCGAACAAUCAACAACGACACCUAACCCCCUUGAGCCCGGCGAUGUGUUAUCGACUAAAAGUAAACAAACAAAUGUUGAUGAAACAUUUGAAAAAACUGUUACCGGAAGCACUCCGUCUGAAACAGUUGUCGGCGACGUUGAUGAACCUACAACUUUGUCACCCGGUGUCACCGACGUGGGAAUAGGCGAUACACCAAGAGCUACAGGUGAGCGAACAAGUAGCGAAUCUUCGACGCGGAAAAGUACGCCGCCGGGAAGUGUCGAUGUUUCACCGCAUUCUAAGAAAGAGGACGAUGGUGCGGGAGGAAUAGGUAUUGGCAUAGGUGCUGGCGUAGGAGGCAUAGUUGGUGGAAUCCUUACGGGCGGCAUACCGAAACCUGUUCCUGUAGGCCCAGGAGGAGGCGAGGUACCAGCCGAGCCUGGCAAUAAUAAUAAUGGCAACAAUGAUGACGAGGCACCUGACGAUAAGAGUUCUGAAGAUAAGGACGAGUCAAAGGAAGACAAGAAGAAAACACCCACAAUGAAACCCCCCACUACUACCACGACUACCACCACCACCACCACCACAGCAUCGACGCCAGCUAAACGCAGCACUACAUCGACGUCAACUACAAGCAGCACAUCAACAUCAACAAGUACAAGCACCACAACAGAAAGCCGCAAUGAUGUCUGUGAAAUUGAACCCGAAUUCGAUUUUUCAGUCGAAGUAGAUUUCAAUCAGGUCUCACUUCCUGACAGCACUCAAGUCGCCGAUGGCGGUUCGCAAGCGGAGAGCGGUAAAUCUCCAGAAGAAUCAGGAGAAGAAAAGUCCAAAGGAAGCUCAGGUGCAAGCACCGCAGUGCCAGCUUCAGAUCAGCAAGCGCCUGUCAGUACAGGCUCAAGUAGCGGCACACCAAGCGAAAGUAGUACAGGUGUUGGUGACAAGGAAUCAGAAAGCUAUUCCCAACCAACCGAAGCCGAUUUGGAAAAUGGCGCACCUGCUCACCCCAGCCAAGCCGCUGAUGGCGAUGCACAAAUAGAAAGCGGUAAAUUCCCAAAAGAAUCAGGAAAAUCCGAAGGAGACACUGCGGUUGUCGAUAUAAUUACGAGCUCCGCUGUGUCCGCCACACAACAGCAAGAGCCUGUCAGUACAGACGCGUUCAGCUCAAGCACCAGUAGACCAAGCGACAAUGCGGAGGAAAAAGAAUCAGAAAGCGGUUCCCCACCUAAAAAUUCCGCGAAACCGACCCCAGUCGAUUUGAUCCUUCCAAACGAUCCCAAUUUGAAGAUUAGAGACUGGCUGCAUGAAAUACAUGGAACGCUGGAAGCUGUAACGAUGUCUGGAGGCCAUGUGACAUUGCAUAUCAAAGUAAACGGGAUUGCUUAUAAUGUCGUCGUUGAUAUGCAACGGCUACAUGAGUUGUUGGGAGAUCAAUAAGCGCCAGCCGCGUGUUAUAUAUGUUUCGUUAUAUCGUAUAUGACUGUAGACCGUGCCAGUAAUAAAGCCUA
Molecule: messenger RNA, 2841 nt
Organism: Ornithodoros turicata
Lineage: Eukaryota; Metazoa; Arthropoda; Arachnida; Ixodida; Argasidae
Product: serine-rich adhesin for platelets-like
Exons: 2
Coding region: 614-2770 (718 amino acids)
Source: RefSeq, a predicted model, not a curated record